AUGGCACAAUCAAAAGUAUAUAAAUGGUACAAAAAUUUUAAAGAGGGUAGAGAAGCAGUUGAAGACGAAUCACGGCCGGGAAGGCCAUCUACCUCAAUAACUGAUGAAAAUAUCAACAAAAUCAAAGCCCUAGUAAUUGGUAAUAGUCGGUUGACAAUUAGAGAUCUUGUUGAUAUCACGAAAAUAUCGAUUGGGUCGAUGCAAUCGAUUUUGAAAGACCAUUUGGGUCUCAAAAUUGUCUCGUCCCGUUUAGUUUCAAAAAAACUCAAUAUAUUUGAAAAACAGCGUCGUGUUAAUGUAUCUGAAAUAAUGAUCUCUGAUUACCAGGAGGAAGAAUCGCUUUCCGGAGUUUUCACUUUGUAA
Glossina fuscipes is the source of this 363-nucleotide messenger RNA. Its product is annotated as protein GVQW3-like. Bases 1 to 363 code for a protein of 120 amino acids. The transcript has a single exon. Lineage: Eukaryota; Metazoa; Arthropoda; Insecta; Diptera; Glossinidae. The record is from RefSeq and is a predicted model, not a curated record.